AUGGAAAUAUAUUUCUGGGCUACUGGUUUGAGCUUUGAGCCCCAAUAUGCCAAAUGCAGGAUUUGCUUCACUAAGUAUGCAUGCUUAGCAACUGUAAUUGACGACAUCUAUGAUAUAUAUGGAUCACUUGAAGAACUCGAAUGUUUCACCAAAGCAGUCACCGGUUGGGAUGUGAAGGCCGUCCAAGAACUUCCGGAAUACAUGAGAGUAAUGUUCUCAGCCAUUUCAGACUUUACUAAUGAAUUAGCCCAACAAACCUUGAAAGACCAUGGCCUCGACGGUCUGCCCUACAUCAAAGAACAGUGGGUUGUACUUUGCAGAGCUCAUAUCACGGAAGCCAGAUGGUUUUAUGGAGGUCAAACUCCCACUUUUGAUGAAUAUAUUAAAAACGCAUGGAUUUCAAUUGGAAGUCUUGGAGGGUUGGUUCUUCUUUGUUUUGUGGAGGCAGACUCCAUUGUUAAUCAAUUUCCAAACUGUCUUAAGGAUUUUUCUCAAUUAUUUUACUGGUCAUCUCUCAUUACUCGAUUCAGUGAUGAUCUGGGUACUUCCAAGGCUGAGAUGGAGAGAGGAGACAUACCGAAAGCAGUGCAGUGUUACAUGAUUGAAAAAGGAGUAUCAGAAGAAAAAGCACGAAAUCAUGUAAAAGAACUGAUAAGCAAUUCAUGGAAGAAGAUCAAUGAAGAAAUUUUCGAUAAUCGUUUCCCACGAGUUAUUGUGAAUUUAUCUAAGAACAUGGCUCGAACUGUGAAAUGCAUGUACCAGCAUGGCGACGGAGUUCGGACAUCAACCGGUGUCACUAAAGAUUAUAUUGUUUCAUCAAUUCUUAGGCCUAUUCCAAUAUAGAUG
Gossypium raimondii (Peruvian cotton) is the source of this 846-nucleotide messenger RNA. RefSeq names its product probable terpene synthase 9. Lineage: Eukaryota; Viridiplantae; Streptophyta; Magnoliopsida; Malvales; Malvaceae. The transcript has 4 exons. The record is from RefSeq and is a predicted model, not a curated record. Gene Ontology annotation, molecular function: terpene synthase activity; magnesium ion binding. The coding region runs from base 1 to 843 and encodes 280 amino acids.